Messenger RNA from Drosophila takahashii, 600 nucleotides. RefSeq names its product accessory gland protein Acp29AB-like. NCBI's taxonomy places the organism in Eukaryota, Metazoa, Arthropoda, Insecta, Diptera, Drosophilidae. The record is from RefSeq and is a predicted model, not a curated record.
AUGCCCCCGUGCAAUGUGGAGCCUUUUGCUCUUCCCUGCUGUUUCCUGUCUACGAUCACAAUCGCAAAAUUGAGCGGCAGUUGGAAUGAAACACAGAAAAAGCUGGAUCGGUUGGAAGAGCAAUUAUUGGAGAUACAAAAAGCCCUAGCUGGAAUCAGAUUACCGGAAGCCAAAGUUCCCGAGAAAGUGCAGGAGAAAGUGCAGGAGAAAGUUCCCGAGAAAGUGACGGAGAAAGUAACGAUAAAUUCGAGACAGUUUUUCAUCGAGAAGAAUAUUCUUGCGGACUGGGAUACCUCAGAGAACGCUUGCAAUCAAAUGGGAGGCCAUUUGGCAACAUUUCAAAGUCAAGAAGAGUUUGAUUACGUCAAUGCCAAGCUAGAUAGUAACGAAUAUUACUGGCUGGGCAUUCAUACUGGGGUAGACGAUCGCACUCUAAGAUCGGUCUCCAAUGGCAAGCGAGCCAAAUUUAUAGGGUUAGGUGGUCUUUUCGGUUCUUAUUGUCAAGAAAAUCGCUGCACUUUUUUAAUGCACGGCGGUCAAAUGUAUAUUUCCCAAUCCGAUAAGAAAAAUCAUUAUAUUUGUCAGGCGGAUGUGCUUUAG